Messenger RNA from Apaloderma vittatum (bar-tailed trogon), 646 nucleotides. RefSeq names its product low density lipoprotein receptor adapter protein 1-like. The transcript has 7 exons. The annotation marks the transcript as partial. Lineage: Eukaryota; Metazoa; Chordata; Aves; Trogoniformes; Trogonidae. The record is from RefSeq and is a predicted model, not a curated record.
AGCUUCCUGAGAGCUGGGCUGAUAUGCAGGAGCCACUGCUUGAGGGGAUGUGCUUCACGCUCAAGUAUCUGGGCAUGACGCUGGUAGAAAAACCCAAAGGAGAAGACAUGGCCGCUGCUGCCAUCCGCAGGAUCGUUGCCACGGCACGAGUGGGAGCUCGCAAGUUCCAGAAGGUGAUUCUGACCGUGUCUCCGAGGGGCAUUUCGCUGCAGGACGCAGACACAAAAGAGAUGGUUGAGAACAUCUCCAUCUACAGGAUCUCCUACUGCACGACGGAUAAGCUGCAGAACAAAGUCUUCGCUUAUGUUGCGCAGAGCCAGGAGAGCGGGGCGCUGGAGUGCCAUGCCUUCCUCUCGCCCAAGAAGAAGAUUGCCCAGGCUGUGACUCUGACCGUGGCCCAGGCCUUCCAGAUGGCACUGGAUCUCUGGGAAGCAGCACAUGCAGGCUCUAGGCAGGAACAGCCCCUUCACCUUUCAUGUGUCUUGGAGAGCAUUGAGCCCGGCAGACCAAGAGGAGGAAGAGGAGGAGGAAGAUGAUAAUGUCGGUGAAACCUUAUCUGCCUGGCCUUGCCUGGCGUGUGAUGAGUGCUCUGCUCUCUUCCAAAGCUGCAUGGAGGAGCUGGGGAGGGGAGCCCACAGCCCAGCAG